Gallus gallus (chicken) is the source of this 1575-nucleotide messenger RNA. RefSeq names its product palmitoyltransferase ZDHHC3-like. NCBI's taxonomy places the organism in Eukaryota, Metazoa, Chordata, Aves, Galliformes, Phasianidae. The record is from RefSeq and is a predicted model, not a curated record. The transcript is spliced from 8 exons. The coding region runs from base 21 to 827 and encodes 268 amino acids. Gene Ontology annotation, cellular component: Golgi apparatus; endoplasmic reticulum. Gene Ontology annotation, molecular function: protein-cysteine S-palmitoyltransferase activity. Gene Ontology annotation, biological process: peptidyl-L-cysteine S-palmitoylation; protein targeting to membrane.
GGAGCGGCGGAGAGGAGGCGAUGAUGGCGGCGGCGGCGGCUGCGGAGCGGUGCGGGCGGGAUCCGUGCGGUGCGCUCUGCCCGCUGCUCGCCUACCUCAGCGUGGGCUACGCCGACUACGCCGUGCUCGCCCACGUCCUGCCGCAGCCCGCACUGCGCUCCAGCCCAUGGUGCCCCAUCCACGCUGUGACGUUCAACCUCCUGGUGCUGCUGCUUUUGGCCUCCCACACCCGCGCCGUCUUUGCUGACCCCGGUGUGGUUCCCCUCCCCGGCACCGCCAUCGACUUCUCAGACCUACACCCAACGGAGCGGAACUCGGAUGAGUGGACGCUGUGCAGCCGCUGUGAGGCGUAUCGGCCACCCCACGCCCACCACUGCCGUGUGUGCCACCGCUGCGUGCGCCGCAUGGACCACCACUGCCCCUGGAUAAAUAACUGCAUCGGGGAAUUGAACCAGAAAUACUUCAUCCAGUUCCUCUUUUACACUGGCCUGACCAGCGCCUAUGCAGCGGGGUUGGUGUUGGCUGUGUGGUUGGGACCGUCAGGAGGAGAUGGCACCGAAAACCGCAUCCAGACCGCUCACUGCGUCGUGCUGCUGCUGGAGUCCCUCCUCUUUGGCAUUUUUGUCACCGUUGUGUUUUACGAUCAGGUGGUGUCCAUCCUCACGGAGCAGCCCCACAAGCGGGGGUCAAAGGAGGCGUGUGGGGGACGAGCGUGGGCAGCAGCACUGCAGGAGGUGUUCGGGGGAGGCUGUGUGCUCGGCUGGCUCUGCCCCUGCAGCACCCCGUCCCGCCCCACAUACAGCCUCCUGCCCCACGGCGACGUCUGAGCUGCAUAGAAUGGCUGGGGGGGGGGGGGAAAGGGGGCAUUGGCGCCCCAGAGGGUGCUGAUGCCUCGAAGUUUGGGUACCCCAGAGAGGUUCUGAAAGUCCAGCUCUGUGUUCAAGGGGUCCUGCCCCAAAGAUUGGGCACCCCAUAGCUGUCCUGGGGGUCCCCAGCUUGGUGCUCAGGGGGACCUGCCCCAAAGCUUGGGCACCCCAUAGAGGUCCUGGGGGUCUCUGUGAUCAGAGGGUCGUGCCCUAAAGUUUGGAUACCUCAUAGAGGUGGUGGGACGUCCAUGGGUCUGUGCUCAGGAGGUCUCGCCCCGCAGAUCAGGCACCCCAUAGGUAGAGGUCCUGGGGUCCCACCCCCAAAGUGCAGACACCCCGUAGAGGCUCACCCCAACUCACGAUGCUGCAUGGCACCAAGAAGAAGAUCUCUGGCUCUGGGUGGGGGCACCCAACAAACCCCAUUGUACCCAAUGUUGGCAGCGCCAUCGUCACGGAGGAGGGAGGGAUCAGCUCAGCCCCCAUUGCGCACAGGGACAGUCCAGUAACCCCAAAGCAGAGAGCGGAGCUCCAUAAAUAGCUUUAAAUAAUCCCCCACCACCCUAUAGGUGCACAGAGGGGGACGUUGCGGGGGUACCCCGAGGCCAGCCCAGGGCUGAGACCCCCGGGAGGGGCUGAGGUAGACACAGGCACAAUAAACCCAAUAAAUAACAGCGGCUCUACGCCCGGCGCUGCCGGAGGAUCUCCAAAA